Kalmanozyma brasiliensis GHG001 is the source of this 591-nucleotide messenger RNA. Its product is annotated as Mpv17/PMP22. The transcript has a single exon. Gene Ontology annotation, cellular component: mitochondrion; membrane; cytoplasm. The record is from RefSeq and is a predicted model, not a curated record. Bases 1 to 591 code for a protein of 196 amino acids. Lineage: Eukaryota; Fungi; Basidiomycota; Ustilaginomycetes; Ustilaginales.
AUGUCAGCAUUCACGCGCUUCAUCGCGGCGACGUCGUCCACGUUCCCACGCCAAUGCCUUACAGGGGGCGUACUCUUUGCUACAGGAGACACGAUCGCGCAACAGCUCGUGGAGAAGCGGGGUCGGAACCACGACUACAUCCGUACCGGUCGUCUGGCUCUCUACGGCGGUGCAGUCUUCUCGCCCUUGGCAUCGAUCUGGUUCGGUCGCGUCCUCGAGCGCGUCCAGUUCUCUUCCAAGACGGCCAACAUCGCAACCAAAGUCGCGCUCGAUCAAGGCAUCGCCUCGCCCGCAUUCGUAGCCGCCUUCUUCUCCAUCACCACCCUAAUGGCUGGCGGCAGACCGGCGGAAGCAAAACAGAAAGUCAAAGACAACUGGUGGCCCACCCUCAAGACUGCUUGGGGCCUCUGGAUCCCCGUUCAGACCCUCAACAUGGCCCUUGUCCCCGUUUCGUCGAGAUUGCUGUUCGUCAACGUCGUCAGCAUCUUUUGGAAUACGUUCUUGAGUAUGAAGAGUGCAGGGAUGGAGCCCACGAAGGAGUUGGAGAAGGGGAUCGAGUUGGUCGAGGCAAAGGUGGACAAGUUGCACUAA